Molecule: messenger RNA, 1437 nt
Organism: Trichoderma aggressivum f. europaeum
Lineage: Eukaryota; Fungi; Ascomycota; Sordariomycetes; Hypocreales; Hypocreaceae
Exons: 1
Coding region: 1-1437 (478 amino acids)
Molecular function (GO): aldehyde dehydrogenase (NAD+) activity
Source: RefSeq, a predicted model, not a curated record
AUGGCCACUCCAGAAACAAAACUCUUCAUCAACGGCGAAUUCGUUCCCAGCAUUUCCGGCAAGACAUUUCCAAUCUUCAAUCCUACAACCGAAGAAAAGAUUGUCGACGUGUUUGAAGCCAAUGCUGCCGACGUUGACGCUGCCGUCACUGCUGCCGAAAACGCAUUUCCGGCCUGGAAAAGCCUCUCCGCACAUGACCGUAUCGACAAGUGCUUAAAAUUUGCCGAACUUAUCGAGAGAGAUCAGCUCGAGAUUGCCAAACUCGAUGCUGAGAAUAUCGGCAUGCCCGUGUCGGUAAAUCAUCUUUUCAUUCAGAGAGCAAUUCGAGACAUCAAGCAUACAUCUGGAUUAGCCCAUGAUGUGCAUGGAGAAACUAGCCUGAACACACCUGGGCAGAUCAAUAUUACCUUGAGGCAGCCUUAUGGGGUAUGUGCCGCCAUUCUUGCUUGGAACGCGCCAGUCGUGAUAUUCACCGCCAAGGUCAUUCCAUGUAUUGUGGCAGGCAACACAAUCAUCGUCAAGUCAUCGGAGAAAGCUCCUCUCUCUUCUCUUAAACUGGGAGCACUGGCAGCCGAAGCCGGGUUCCCUCCAGGAGUUAUUAAUAUACUUUCUGGAUUCGGCCAUACCGUUGGCGCAGCCUUGUCCAGCCAUAUGAAGAUUCGCAAGCUUACAUUUACCGGCUCUACUCGUGCAGGCAAGCUCAUUCAAGAGGCUGCCGCAAAGUCAAAUCUAAAAUCCGUUGCACUUGAAAUGGGAGGCAAAAACCCACUGAUUGUUUUCCCCGACUGCGACGUUGAAGAGGCCGCAGGCUCUGCUGCUGCCAGCUUGAAGUUUAACUCGGGUCAAAUCUGUGUCUCUAAUUCACGAAUCUAUGCCCAUAAAGACAUUUUCCCAAAGUUCCUCAAAGCCUUCAGUGAAAAGUUCGUGGAGCCCGAGUUUGGAAGCCCGCUAGAGCCCACCACUUCUUUCGGUCCGCAAGCCGACAAACUACAAUUUGACCAAAUCUUGAAAUAUAUUGAGCAGGCCAAAUCCGCAGGCGCAAAUCUAAUUGCUGGAGGUGGUCGUGCCACCGGCAAGGGAUAUUACAUCCAGCCAACGGUCUUUGCAAAAGUCCCCGCCACGGCCGACAUCUUGCACGAGGAAAUCUUUGGCCCGGUAGCUGUGAUUCAAGAGUUUGAAACAGAAGAAGAGGUGAUCACAGAGUGUAACGAGACUGAAUAUGGCCUACACGCUGGCCUUUACACAAAAGACAUCUCACGCGCAUGUCGAGUAGCGACAGCAUUGGAGACGGGAGUCGUCACAGUGAAUUCUGGUGGCGGCGCUGGCGCCUAUGACAUGCCUUUUGGCGGCUGGAAACAGUCUGGUAAUGGCAGAGAAUUGGGCAAGUUGGGCCUUGAAGAAUUUUACGAGAUUAAAACGGUUAUCAUCACAUUGUAG